UCCUCCGAUUCAGCCUGCCCUUGUGCGAGGCAGGAAGAUAUCUAGAAUAAUACAAAGCAGUUUUAUAUGUCUAAACUUUUACUGAAUCGGUUUUUAUUAAAUCUCAAUGAAGUGUAAUUAACUUUAUUUUUGUAAAUAAUUCUUAAGAAACACACAAAAUGAAUCAUUUGAAGUGUGUUUCGUACAGGUCUUCAUGGUGCCGCUUAAGGAGACCGCAGUCGUCGUUGUCGGCGUUAAAUUCUAAAAUUCAAAUACCACCUAGAAUAGAACGAGGACCUACAGAUAUCUUACGUGCUCUUGAUCAAACAGUACCAAGAAAUCCAAUGAGUAUGCCCUACAAGUACCAAGAUGAUCCCUUUUUACUUCCAUCGAAAAGAAGUGAAGCUAAUUUAUAUUCAUUAUCAUAUGAGUCUGGUAAAAAAAUGGCAAUGUGGAUUCAUAAAGAACAUGAAAAUUUGUUUCCAAGAACUCUUUCGGAACCAGAGAUUAAGUCAUUUAUGCCACCAGCAAUAUAUACAGAUAAGAGUCAAGUAUCUGAAAAACUGUUAUUGAAAACUAUAUCAGAAGUUAACAUAUCAGAUGCAGUGCACAUAUACAAGUUGAUGGAGGGUAAUGUUUCUAACGAAGCUAAACAAUCCCUUUUCGAAUUAUUGUGCUUUUACAAUGGUGAUACAGAAACAUUGGAGAAGUCAUCAAAUGAACGAUGGUUCUUUAGAGUGAAAAAAAGGAAGCAAUGGCAGAAGGAUCCAUUGAUUGAAGAAUUAUAUGAGUUUUUAACAACCCAAGAUUCAAUAACAGCAUCUAAAGCUCAUAAUACCCAGAUAUGCGGCUAUGCAAAAUGGUUGAGGGGCCAAGAUGCUUGGAAGUUGUAUCUGAAGUGUGAAAAAGAAAAAGUUCCGUUAAAUGUUAAUACUUAUAACUAUAUCAUCUCACAAAUUCCAGUAAAUGCAGAAGCAAAUGAUUCAGUAAUAGUAGAUAUCUUAUAUAAUCUUCUUCAAUCUAUGAAUCAGAGAGGGAUUCUACCAAAUGUUAGGACACUGAAUGCUGCUCUUAAGGUAGCCUCUUCAGUGUCAACGCUUUCCACGGCUGAACAACUUGUAAAACAUUUAUUUAUAGAAUUCAAAAGACUAAACAUAAAAUUUUCUUUAGGCUCAUUUUAUUAUGCUAUUGUCGUAUUCACCCGUAAAGGUGACGACACUUACCCUUAUUUCAUGGAUAUCCUAGAUGUAGUUUCAAGAGAAAACUUCACUAUUCAAGAUCCGAUAGACAAUAAAUUUUUUGUAGAAGCUAUGGAGACAGCUUCAAAGUAUUACUCAAAUAAGCAAGCUGGUGAAAUAGUACACAAUCUUCUAUUAACUGGCGAAAAUAACAAAUUUUUAUCUCAUUCAGCAAUUGAGAAGAAUUAUUAUAAUUCGUACCUUUCAUUGAUGUUAUCAACAAAUACGCUACAGCAAUUUAUGGAGUAUUACCGAAACGUUGUUCCAGGUUUUUUCCUACCAGACUUUGUGCUAAUGUACAAAAUUUUCUGUUCCAUGAGACCAUAUCCACCAGAAGUUCUAGAAGAAUGUUUACCAAAAUAUUGGUUAGAUGCAAUGACAUAUGGACUAACAAAAUGUGAUGUGUGCUUGGUUGCAGUGGAAUUAAUGCAAAGUAUUCCUUUACCGCCUGAAUCACCAUUAACAGCAGUAUUUACAGAUGCAGCUUUGAACACUUGGAGUUACAUAACAAACAACAUACAUUCACGGUCGUAUAACCAGGAGCAGUUUUCUGCAGUUACAAUGGGCCACAUAACAUUGCUCUUAUUACGAGGUGGUCGUACAAAAGAUGCUUAUUAUUGA
This is a messenger RNA of Dufourea novaeangliae, 1838 nucleotides long. RefSeq names its product protein PTCD3 homolog, mitochondrial. Gene Ontology annotation, molecular function: protein binding; ribosomal small subunit binding; rRNA binding. Bases 159 to 1838 code for a protein of 559 amino acids. The record is from RefSeq and is a predicted model, not a curated record. Gene Ontology annotation, biological process: mitochondrial translation. Lineage: Eukaryota; Metazoa; Arthropoda; Insecta; Hymenoptera; Halictidae. The transcript is spliced from 10 exons. Gene Ontology annotation, cellular component: mitochondrion.